AUGGCAAUCAAGAAAAAGUCCGGAAUUAGAGCCAAACUGGCCAAGAGAGCCACAAUUUCGAGCAAAAUCGCCGAAUUCAAGCAAGAGCAAGUCCAUGAAAAUGAAUUCCAAGGCAACCCUUUGUUGAAGUUGCUGACUACCACGAAGAAGGAGAAACAGUUGGCCAAAUCUACACAAUUUAACGAGAAAAUCCUUUCUAAAGUAACCUUCAAUAUGAGUGGAGGAGUGUCCAAAUCUGCCCUUCGAAGACGUAAGAGAAAGGAGAGAGAGCAGUUGAAGCCGAAGAUGGACGACUUGUUGCUGAGUCUUCCAGAGACGGUGAACGUGGUCGAGUCCAAGCAGAAAAAGAAGGAGGUGAAAUACGUUGCCGACAACAAGAAGCCCACCAACCAACCCAACCCCCAGAAGCAUACUGGUCACACUAAGCUUCUAGAAGCUGAAAACAAGAGGUUCAACCAGGUGCUCAACAACAGUCAAUUUAAGAAGACGCCUUUUGCGUUGCUACAACAGGCGAUCAAUCAGAACAUGGGGAAUUAG
This is a messenger RNA of Sungouiella intermedia, 537 nucleotides long. The record is from the annotation of a GenBank genome assembly. Lineage: Eukaryota; Fungi; Ascomycota; Pichiomycetes; Serinales; Metschnikowiaceae.